This is a messenger RNA of Cercopithifilaria johnstoni, 1911 nucleotides long. Lineage: Eukaryota; Metazoa; Nematoda; Chromadorea; Rhabditida; Onchocercidae. The record is from the annotation of a GenBank genome assembly.
AUGGAAGGUCCACUGUCAAAGUGGACCAACGUUGUUCAUGGAUGGCAGUACAGAUGGUUCGUUUUGAGGGAUGAUGCGCUUCAUUAUUAUACCUCUAGGGAGAAAAUGAUAAAAGGACAACAACGUGGUUGCAUACGUCUUCGAGGUGCUGUUAUCGGUAUCGAUGGUGAAAAUAAUUCCUUGUUUACAGUUACUGUUGACGGCAAAACAUUUCACUUACAGGGUCAGGAUGAAGCUGAACGCAAUAACUGGAUUCGUGCUUUAGAAGCCGCCAUCCAUGAGCAGAGUGGUUAUUAUCGUAUAAAUUCAUCGAAUUCACCAGCAGUUUUGAAGGCAAAAGCUGUUGAAGCAGACAAACAUUUGCAGGAUAUGAUCAAUGAGGUUCGAGAAUUGGAAGGAUUGUCUGCAUCAGCAAACACUGAAAUGAAAAAAACAAUCGAUGAUUUAGUUAAAUCAGCGAAUCGCUUAUUAGAUACGGUGAAGCAUGCUGUAAUAUUGCUACAAAUGGCUAGGAGUCAUCUGGAGGGUGCUUCACUGUUAGAUUUAAAUGCAGAUGAUGAGGAAUCCGAGAGUUCGCAGGCGAAAGUUAUAGUCCCUCCAUUGUCAUACUCAAGUAGUGAAGACGAAUUUUUCGAUGCCGAAACUCCAGACGAUAACAAAUUAUCGCCUACUGAUGAUAAUUCAAAUGGCAUCGACAAUCCUGGACAUAAUAGCAAUCCCGGCAAGAAAAGUUCUCAGUCAAGAAAGAAAUCCAUCCAAGAACCGGAUUUCGGGGAUGCAAAUGAAGAUUUUGACGCGGCUUACGAAGAUGCCGAGGAACUCGAUGUUGGUAAUGUGCAGCAGCAGCACGGCUCUGUGCUUAUGCAUCUUCUUUCACAAGUAAGUGUUGGAAUGGAUUUAACCAAAGUAACACUACCAACAUUUAUUCUCGAACGUCGCUCUCUUUUGGAAAUGUAUGCGGAUUUCUUUGCACACCCGGACACUUUUGUCGGUUGUACCGAUAUUCCAUCACCAGAAGAACGCUUCAUCUCUGUGAUUCGUUACUAUGUGGGGGCUUUUUAUGCUGCUCGCAAAAGUGGAGUGGCUAAAAAGCCAUAUAAUCCUAUUCUUGGAGAAACUUUUCGCUGUCGAUGGAAAAUACCUGGCAUGCAAAGAACUAAACAACUCACUAAACGGGGUCCUUUUCCUGGUUCUGAUGAAAAUGAUUUAACAUUUGUCGCAGAGCAGGUCAGCCAUCAUCCGCCUGUCUCGGCUUUUUACGCCGAGCAUCCUGGUAAACGGGUUUCAUUUACAGCACAUAUCUGGACGAAGUCUUCGUUUUUGGGUCUUUCUAUUGGAGUUACUAACAUUGGUUGGGGAACAGUCAAGCUGCACGAUUAUGAUGAAGAAUAUGUUUUGACAUUCCCGAAUGGCUAUGGGCGUUCAAUUAUGAGCACUCCAUGGAUUGAACUGGGUGGAAAAGUCACGGUUAACUGCGUUAAAACGGGAUAUUCAGCUGAGAUUGAUUUUCUAACAAAACCUUUUUUCGGUGGAAAAGCACAUCGUAUAAAUGGAAGUAUUUAUCGUUCGGGUUUUAAAAAACCUAUUCUUAUAAUAAAAGGGGAAUGGAAUGGUGUAAUAACUGCAAAACCUCUGAAUGGUAGCGAAUAUUUAUUUGUUAAUGUUAAGAAUUAUCCUGAGGAAUGUGAACCUGUAGCAAAGCAAGGUGAUAGAGAAUCACGUCGUUUAUGGCGACAUGUUACAGUUGCUUUACAAAAAAAUAAUAUACAGCUUGCGACCAAUGCAAAGAGAUGGAUUGAACAAAGGCAGCGAGAAGAAGCUAAAAAACGACAGGAUCAACGAAUCAUUUAUCAUCCGGUUUUGUUUGUUAAAGAAGGUGAAAGCUGGAGGUACAAAGACGAAUUACAAUAA